Messenger RNA from Acanthochromis polyacanthus (spiny chromis), 2092 nucleotides. RefSeq lists its product as uncharacterized. Gene Ontology annotation, cellular component: MHC class II protein complex. Bases 1 to 693 code for a protein of 230 amino acids. The record is from RefSeq and is a predicted model, not a curated record. Lineage: Eukaryota; Metazoa; Chordata; Actinopteri; Pomacentridae. The transcript is spliced from 4 exons. Gene Ontology annotation, biological process: immunoglobulin production involved in immunoglobulin-mediated immune response; antigen processing and presentation of exogenous peptide antigen via MHC class II; positive regulation of T cell activation. Gene Ontology annotation, molecular function: MHC class II protein complex binding.
AUGCUUCUCCUCCCAGCUGCUGCUCUGUGCUGUCUGUGUUCAGCAAACAUUCAGCAGCAGGUUUUUGUACGACCAUUUUUCACUGUGGGAGGAAAGUGGUACCGGAUCUUUGGCUCUGGAACUAAACUGUAUGUAACAGGUGAGCAGGUAGUGAAGCCCGUGGUGAGCGUGUACCCAGCAGCAUCCAGAGUCCACCUGGAGGGGAGCAGCUCCCUGCUGUGUCUGGCCUCAGCCAUGUUUCCUCCUCUGGUCCGCUUCUCCUGGAAGAAGGACGGCCAGCCGGUGAAGCUGUCCUCUACUGAGGCAGAGCAGCUGGAGAUCAGAGAGCCGGGACGCAGCGCCUCCAUCUUGCUGAUCCAUCAGCAACAGGACAGCACAUAUAAAUACAGCUGCUACGUCCAGCACGAGGGGGGACCAGUGGAGGCCCAGACACAACAAGUUUCAGAGCUUCCUGAGCUUCAACAACCAACAGAUUCUCCAACAACCUCUGUUCCUUCAGAGAGAGAUCCAACAACCUCUGUUCCUUCAGAGAGAGAUCCAGCAGCCUCCGUUCCUUCUGAGUCUCAGGUGAAUCUGCUCUGUCUGCUGUCCACAGUGCUGAUAGUGAAGAGUCUGGUGUUCUGCUGUGGACUCUCUCUGCUGAUGAUCCUCACAAACAAGGGACCGUCCACCAACUGCACACAUGCUGACUGACUGUUUGCUGCUGGACUUUUCUCACCGUCACAUCUCAUCAAUACGUCUCAUUCAUCUCUUUGAUCAGUGAUCACAAAUGAUAGCUUUGACGUGUUGUUCUUGGCUGUAAAAUGCUUCUCUUACAGUUUUUCUCAGUCACUUUGGUACAUUUCUCAAAUCAUCCUCGAUAUUUACAGAACAGGAAGUGCAUUUUUCAGAACAAUUCGUACAAAUAGAAAAACCUCAUAGAUUACCUUCUAAAGCCAGUCUGUUGCUCAAAAUCCUUCGUUCAUCUCUCUAAAGUAAAUAUCUGUGUCAAUGAACAUGUCAGUGCAUCAGAAUGAUCAGUCCUUGUGUCAUUGUGUGGAUAAAACAGUCAGAUUGCUGAGUCAUGCUGUCAUUCUAACAGUGUUCUCUGGAGGGAUGUUCUGAUGUAAACUAUGGAUAAAGUUUUGAUGACAGUUAUUGUAAAUUGUAAGUUCCAUCUUAGUGUAUGUGGGAGAUUGAUUGUAAGAGACUGGACAAGAUUCACAUUUACUCUUUUACUGUUUGUGUUGUAGUUUGUUGACAGACCACGUCAUUGUGAUACAGAAAGGAGAACAGAGCUGCACAGCACAAAGAAAAAACAAAACAACAGUAGAAAUGUGAACAUAGGACAAUCUCCUGAGGGAAAACUGUACAUGCAGUGCUGCAGGAAUUACAGUUCAGUCUUCCUACACCUCCUGAUGUUCCUGUCUGUUGGACCACAAAUUCUAUCCACAUCAUGAAGAUCUUCUCUUGAGUCUUUCAGUGAUUUCAGAAAACUCUAACCCUUCACACGUUUCCUUUUGUUAGAGAAAGUCAAGAUUCACCUGGAAGUAAUUUACCAAUUCAGGACAGAUUUAGAAAAAAAGUCUAAAGGAAAUGUAUAGAAAUAUCUUUGACAUAUUCUGACAACUUGUUCAACCGUUCUGCAUGUAAAGACUGAUGUGAUGAACUAAUGCCUAAAUGUUGUGGGGGUGAGACUAUUCAACAGAGAGCCGUUAUAAUACAUUUAGAUCAACAUGACAGAAGCAGCUGAUAAUGUAGGAAACAGCAGAGAAUUGUACAGAAUCAUUGCAUGGAUGAACCAAAGCAUUUAUAACUUGUUCAGAGAAAUGAGAAACUGAUUUUUGAUGUGAACAAGUGACACAAUGAUGUGAAGAUUGAAGAAGUAGUUUGAGAAUUUAAGUUCUGAUCUGAGAAAUGAAGCAAAGAGAAAAACUGUAACUCACAUGUUUGAUGGUCAUCCUGUAAACACAGAUAUUCACAAAUAUAUUUUCAGUUUUUCUGUUUAAAUUCUGCAGGACAGUGUUGCUUUGAUGUUCUGGUCUUGUAAUCUCUUGAUAAAGUUUGAUGUAAAGUGCAGCAAAUUGAUCAAUAAACUCAAAUAAUUACAGUA